AUGAUCCGACUGAGCCGACCCAGUUUUAUAUUUAUUUUCCUACACAUUAAUAAGCAAAGUUGCUUCUACCUGACUGCUUUCACUUUCUCUUUUUCUUCUUCUUCCACCUCCUCCUCCUUCGAUUUUUUGUCUCUUGCCGCUCCUCUGCCGACGCUGAGCGCUUUCUUCCCGCUCAAAUUCUCCGUAACCGCUAGCGCGCUCUCACUCGCUCCGUCAAACCACGCUGCUUGCUCUUCUCGUCAGAUCCACCAGCGUGUUCCUGCAAUUUUUCCUUCACCGUCCGGAUUUUUUAUCGUAAUUUUUUUCAUUUCUUUUAUCUCAUUUAACUUACACAGUCACUGUGAUUCUAUCUAUCUAUCUAUCUAUCUAUCUAUCUAUCAUUUCCUCCUCCCCUAUUUAUUUCUCUACAUCGUGUGUACAGUUUCCGCAUCUUGCCUUGAAACGGAGGGUAUCAGUUCCUACGUUUACGCGCUUGCAUGCGUGUCCGCCUACUUCCUACUUGCUGUCAUUUGUUGUCCACUAUUUACGGGUCUACUUCUCGCUAAGGACUACAACGAAGACGACUCACGCAGACAGCCUAAAGUUCUCCGUAUGGAGAAGCAGACGGGUCACGACUCGUCAGGCGGAUCGCAUCACUUUACAGAUACGGUGGUGACCCUUAAAUUCGAGGAGAGGAUUUCGGCCAAAACGAAACGGACGAUGACCCGACUGGCUACCGUGAUUGCCUACAUCUUUUCGGUAUCCUUACCGGCUUUUAUUCUGGCCGUAUAUUACAUUUCAUUUUGGAACCACGAAUAUCCGCAAAGAAUCGCACCGAAACCCCCAGAGUCUUCGACAGUGACGCACUGA
Acanthosepion pharaonis is the source of this 849-nucleotide messenger RNA. The record is from the annotation of a GenBank genome assembly. Lineage: Eukaryota; Metazoa; Mollusca; Cephalopoda; Sepiida; Sepiidae.